Molecule: messenger RNA, 927 nt
Organism: Schistocerca piceifrons (Central American locust)
Lineage: Eukaryota; Metazoa; Arthropoda; Insecta; Orthoptera; Acrididae
Product: speckle-type POZ protein-like
Exons: 4
Coding region: 105-848 (247 amino acids)
Biological process (GO): proteasome-mediated ubiquitin-dependent protein catabolic process; regulation of proteolysis
Cellular component (GO): nucleus; cytoplasm
Molecular function (GO): ubiquitin protein ligase binding
Source: RefSeq, a predicted model, not a curated record
GCAGCAGCCUGGAGGGAAGCAGCGUGCCACGUUGUCCUGCCUACCCAGACAGAGCUUGUGUAUCUUGUGUCUGCACGGGAAUACCACAGAAAGGACCACCCACCAUGUCGGCAGUUACGGAGGUUCAGAACACCACAACCGAGGCCCUGGCCGCCCUGCUAGACGGGGGUGACGGCGCCCUGGUGACGCUGGUGGCGGGCGAGACGAGGGUGGCGGCUCACAGGGCCGUGUUGGCGGCCGCGAGCCCCGUGUUCGCAGCGAUGUUCGCGCACGACAUGCUGGAGGCCAGCUGCGGCCAGGUGAGCAUCGACGACGUGGAGGGCCCGGUGCUGAGGCUCCUGGUGGCCUACACGUAUACCCUGCAGGCCCCCCAGCUGCCCGACACGGCCGCCCAGCUGCUCUCGGCGGCCGACAAAUACGGCUUGUCGGCCCUGAAGGCUGCCUGCGAGCUGCAGCUGAUCUCGCAGUUGGCCGUCGAGACCGCAGCGGCGACGGCCGUCAGGGCAGUGAGGCACUCGUGCCCGGACGCCACCAGGGCUGCCGUCGCCUUCAUAAAGGACCACCUGCAGGUGAUGGCCACGCGGGGCUGGGCGGAGCUGUGCUCGAGUACCCGCAAGAAGUCAUUGAAGUCGGCCGUCUGCUCGGUGAGCCACCUGCAGAAGCCAGCUCGCCGACCGCCACAGGGGGUGGGUCCACCCCCAACUCUGACAGUCAACCCCACAGCGCCCACAGCCGGACUCCUGCUGCAGCUGCGCCUCCCACGUCUGCCCGACACACCCCUCCACCUGAUGACGCAGCCGUCUCUCGCUUCCGGAGCCUUUCUGAGGAGGAGCGAGGCAGGAGGCUGAGAGAGGCGGCUGUGGAGGGGGCGGUGGAGGAGGUGCGGGCGUUGCUCGCGGGUGGGGCGGACGUGGGGGCGAUGGACGG